This is a messenger RNA of Bolinopsis microptera, 2396 nucleotides long. RefSeq lists its product as uncharacterized. The record is from RefSeq and is a predicted model, not a curated record. The transcript is spliced from 3 exons. NCBI's taxonomy places the organism in Eukaryota, Metazoa, Ctenophora, Tentaculata, Lobata, Bolinopsidae. Bases 12 to 1601 code for a protein of 529 amino acids.
UAGCAUGGUCAAUGGAAGAAGACCCAUUUCAUCAUGAAAAAUUAGCUAAUACAUUAGUCAAACAAACGUUAACUGUGGCUGCAGUAGAGAAGAACAGGUUAUCGAAAGAAGGUGGGACUUUGGAAUCAGAAGAGUUAAAAACAGCAUUAGAUAAGCUCAAUGUUUCAGUAGGAAAUGGUGAAGAGGUUAUCGAAGAGAUUAUUCCCCAUCAUGAAUCUGCUCAAAAGCGCAAUUUGACGAAUGAUUCUGAAUGUCUUCUCGAUUCUCUUGGAGAAAAUGAUCGCUCAGUCUCUGAAGAAUCUUCGGAAAAGUCGUCCAAAUCGUCUAGUUCUAGCUCUACAUCAUCAAGUUCAUCUUCUUCCCCUUCAUCUGCAUCACUAAAACAAACUAAACCAACGAGGUUAGCACAAACUUUCAAAAAAGGAGACUUAGUUCAUGAACUGAAUAAGACAAGGGUAUUAGACAAGAGUGCAGGCCCCAAAAGGGAUGCUAUUCCAAUUAUCAAAAAAGCUGACAUCAAAGCUAAGAAAGCUGCUCCUAGAGUUAACUCUUGGAUUGAUCCAAAAUCUGUGAGAGGUACUCCGCAUGAUAAACAGAAAAUUAAAGACUGGGUGACCUACAAAGACGAGCAAAAGAGAAAACAUCAGCAACAGGUUAAAAAAGAGGAACAGGAUGUAAUCGAACGUGAGAGGGAGGAGUAUGAAAUAAAGGACCAACUUCAAAAGAAGAAUUUCCAACAAUGGCAAAGCAAUAAGAAAAACCUUCUUGAACAGAAAAUGAAGCACUCUCUUGAGCUAAAGGCACGCAAAAAAGAAAAGCAGCUCGAAGAAAUCGAAAAACUUGAAUAUAGUGAGAAAGCUUUUCGAAGUUGGAAAUCACGUAAGGAGGAGAAGUCCAGGGAAGAAAACAAGGUUAAAAAACUAUGGGAACUGGGCAAAAAAGAGGAAGAUAAUAAGUUAAGAAUCGAAAAAGAGCGAGAUCAAAAGAAAAGUUUUGAAAUGUGGUGUCAAGCUCAGACAAAAGAGGAUGAAAAGAAAAGGGAAGCUCAAAGAAAAGCGAAGGAAGCAGAAACGGAGUUGGAAAUCUUGCAGGAGUAUAGAAAACAGGAUUCAGAAGAGGAAUAUUUUCAGUGGAAAAAAGAGAAGUCGCUCAACCGUUCAUUGUCUCCUAAACCUGCAGAGCAUCGAUUAGGUUGGGCACCAGCGGGAAAGUCGGAUGGACGACAUCGGUCAUCCUCAUUUGUAGGACCGACCUCUCCGAAUGAACCUCUCUCCAAAACCCUGGCCACUUUGCAAGAUGGUCCCUCAUAUCACAGAAAAUUGAAGACAGUUGAUGUCUGCUGUAGGAAGAUAUCAUUUUGGUGUCAUUGCCAUAUCGAACAUGAAGUACAUGUAUCUAAUGGCUUCCACGAUGAAAACUUUCGACAAAUCCGAUCACAGCCGACCAGAAGUUCUACACCAAAAACCAGUCCAAGAUUUUCUAGGCUUGAACCAGAAUACUACGAGUACGAAAGAAGCAACGGAUUUGAAAGUCCAAUGCAGCUGAGUCGACACACAACUCCUGUUAACAGUAGACCUUCUACACCUAGACACGGUCCUUAACCAAACCUUAACCUUGUGGGUGGUUGCAGAACUUAUAAUAUUAUAUAAAUAGUUACAAUCAUUCAGAUAGACACUGCAGGUGUGUUCUGAGUUUUUAACAAUAAGAGAUGUGUUUAACAAUAUUUGUUGUCACCUUGUUGCCACCAGUUGAUCAAAUGUGAUGGUUAAUGACUAAUGACCCUGGUUCAACUUUAUUAGAUUAUUUGAACCUGGCAUGGAUGUGGCAAACUUGCGAGGUUAGACGGAACGUAUUAUAACUAUUUCAAAGUCAAAUUACUACGGUGAUAACAUAAACUUCCAGAAUUAGUAUUGCUGUAGCACUAGGUAGCAGUAAACCACGGACUAUAUUAAUGUAGAUUUGUUAUUUAUUUCAGCUAUACCUAUUACUAUACGUUAUAUGAAACUAUACAUUUUAUUAUGAAACAGAUUUUGUAAAUUAAAUACAGAUGUACAGAAACCAGAUUUAUUACCAUUUGCAUUGGUAUAUUAAGAUAAUAUAAUGAUAUUGUAGCAGUAGCUUCAUGAAAUAUGAUUAUAAUAAUAUGUAUUUUUGUACACCAUUGUUUUACAAUUUUAGAACAUGUUAUUAAAGUUUACUUACUUUGAUUGACAAUAACAUAUAUUUUAAACAUUGUCUUCAACUAUAAUCAACUUCUUCUUUUCCGUCUGGUGAGCACAGUUUUACCACGGGGCGGUUUGGGCGGAGCUUCAGAUGUUGAGUCGCUAUUUUUCCAGGGAAAGGUUUUUCCUGCAAUAUUAAGAUAUUAGUGUUUGAGGGGUGAGGGCUGGCAGCGG